AUGGAUGAUGAAUCCUUAUACGAGGCAUGGGAAAGAUUCAAGGAGUUACUUCAUAAAUUCCCUCACCACGUGAUUCUACAUUUCAUCCAAUUGGAGACAUUUUAUAGUGGUCUUAAGGCACACACAAGGUUGGUGGUAGAUACUUUUGCAAAUGGUGCUCUUUUGUCGAAGUCUUAUAACGAGGCUUAUGAGAUCAUCGAGAGAAUAGCCAGUAACAAUUACCAGUGUCUGACAAAUCGAGUAGCUUUAGAAAGACAAGUAGUCGGAGUGCAUGAAGUAGAUGCCCUUCCUUCACUCUUAACUCAGGGUAGUUACUUUACGAAUGGUAAUACUUUGGAACCCAAGGAAGCUAUGGUUGAAGAUGAACCUAUUGAGAAGGAGGAAAAUCAACCAAUAGUUGAAAUUCCUACACCAAAAGAGCCAAAACUUACAAAGUUUUAUGAGGCCUUAGAACAAAUGCCUAACUAUGUCAAGUUCAUGAAAGAUAUUCUAUCAAAGAAGAGGACACCAAGUGAGUUUGAGACUAUAGCCUUAACGAAAGAGUGCAGUGAGUUCUUACAGAACAAGCUGCCUCUAAAAAUAAAGGACCCUAGAAGCUUACUAUACCCUGUAAUAUUGGAGAAUCUUACUGUGGUAAAGCUUUAUGUGACCUUGGAGCAAACAUCAACUUGA
Messenger RNA from Gossypium arboreum, 672 nucleotides. RefSeq lists its product as uncharacterized. The coding region runs from base 1 to 672 and encodes 223 amino acids. NCBI's taxonomy places the organism in Eukaryota, Viridiplantae, Streptophyta, Magnoliopsida, Malvales, Malvaceae. The record is from RefSeq and is a predicted model, not a curated record. The transcript is spliced from 3 exons.